GUAUGUGGGAGGAUCAGAGAGUUUAUAUACCGAGGAGGAGAGCUCGGGGACACAAUCACUCUGCAACCAUGACUCCCCUGUGGAUCAGCCUCCUGUGCCUGGCUUGUGCAGUUGCCCUUCCUCAUCUGGUCCAUGGUGGUCCAACCUUCCACGCCAACCUGAGAGAGUUUCCUCCAGGGAGACCCACUGAAGCCAACAUCGGCAAUAUCUGCAGGAAAACCCGAGCAAAAGUGACAUAUGGUGCCAAUAACCUUCCUCAGUCAGGGUUCUCUCACCUCGGCAGACAAGGGGACGCCAUUAACAGUGUAGAGACGGGAUACUCCAGGUGCUGCAGUCAGUCUGAUAAACUGAGCUGUGCAGUGAAUGUGUGGGAGAAUGCCUUGGACAAUUUCUGCAUGGAGGAGUCUACAAUAAUGACCCGUCAAAAUCAUUGCUGCAAGAAGACUGGUGAACAGAGGAAGACCUGCUUCAGUAAAGACUCCCCAAUCCCCAACUACAACGGCUAAUAGGUGCAAAGGACUCAGCAAAAGUAUAACGUAGAGUGAUAAGAACAAUUAGCAGCUAAGCCAACACCGUCACGUGUUCCCCCACACCAUGACUAUGUAUUGCUAAAUGAGUGCAGUCCUGCUGAACAGAGAAUACAAAGAAUAUGCAAUUUUCAAAUAACUAAAUAACCCAAUAAUAAAUUAUUAUUAUUAAAUAAA
Rana temporaria (common frog) is the source of this 704-nucleotide messenger RNA. RefSeq names its product extracellular matrix protein 1-like. Gene Ontology annotation, biological process: regulation of bone mineralization; signal transduction. The transcript has 3 exons. Lineage: Eukaryota; Metazoa; Chordata; Amphibia; Anura; Ranidae. The record is from RefSeq and is a predicted model, not a curated record. Gene Ontology annotation, cellular component: extracellular region. Bases 3 to 506 code for a protein of 167 amino acids.